AUGACGAGGCGCCGUGGUGCCGGGGACACACCUGCACAUCUCCUUGGCUGGGAGACCCCCCCUUCUCUGAUGGGCUGUCUUGUGCCUUGGGAACAUUCUUCUCCAUAUUACAAUUUCCCCAAGAGCAGAGUCCCCAACAUCUCCGGGACCAGCGAGGGUACAGAACUUCAGCACAGGACUGGUGGAGAUGGAAAGCAGCAUGAGCUGCAGACACUGACCCUCAGCAUCUCAUAUCACGCUCAGACUUCGGCACUCCGGCGCCCGGCCCCAGCACCAUCGCGCCGUCUGACAGCGGCUGGGCGGCGGCCGGGGGCAGCGGGGGCGGCCCCGGGGCUCGCGGAGAGCCGGGCGGGGGCUCGCCCAGUCACCGGCGGGAGGCGGAGCCGGCGGGGCCGUGGCGGCGGCAGGUGUCCGCGGCGCUGGCGGCGGGAUGGUGGCGGCGGCCGGCGCGGGGCCGUAGGGCGGCGGCGGGACCGGCAGCGGGGUGGCGGUGGGGGCGCCAUGGGCGGCGGCGGUGGCGGCCCCCCGCGCCGCGGCGCGCCGCGGAAGCUGCUGGCGGUGCUGGCGGUGCUCGCGGCCACGGUGGCGGAGGCGCGGGGCACUGCGGGGAGUCAAGCGCCCGGCGCGGCGGCGAUGGGUACCGGCACCCCGCCGAGCCCCAGCGGCACCGCCUUCGAGGAGACGCGGCUGCACGUCUUCACCUUGGACUACCCCCACGUGCAGAUCCCCUUCGAGAUCACCCUCUGGAUCCUGCUCGCCUCCCUCGCCAAGAUCGGCUUCCAUCUCUAUCACAAGUUGCCCUCAAUAGUACCUGAAAGCUGUCUCCUUAUUCUGGUUGGAUUGCUUCUUGGAGGGAUUAUUUUUGGAGCAGAGGAGAAGUCCCCACCUGUAAUGAACAGUGAUGUGUUUUUCUUAUAUCUCCUACCACCAAUUGUACUCGAUGCUGGAUAUUUCAUGCCAACUCGUCUUUUCUUUGAGAACUUUGGUACUAUAUUCUGGUAUGCCGUGGUGGGCACUCUUUGGAAUGCCAUUGGCAUUGGAAUUUCACUUUUUGGAAUUUGCCAAAUCAGUGCAUUUGGUUUGACUGAUAUCACCUUGCUGCAGAAUUUGCUCUUUGGCAGCCUUAUUUCAGCUGUGGAUCCUGUGGCAGUACUGGCUGUGUUUGAAAAUAUCCAUGUCAAUGAGCAGCUCUACAUCCUGGUGUUUGGAGAAUCGUUGCUGAAUGAUGCUAUAACUGUGGUCCUGUACAAUUUGUUCAAGUCUUUCUGCCAGAUGCGCACAAUUCAGGUUAUUGACAUAUUCGCUGGGAUUGCUAACUUCUUUAUAGUGGGGAUCGGUGGAGUAUUGAUUGGAAUCCUUUUGGGAUUUGUAGCAGCCUUUACCACCCGUUUCACCCAUAAAAUCCGAGUGAUUGAGCCACUUUUUGUCUUCCUGUACAGUUACUUGUCAUACAUAACAGCUGAAAUGUUUCAUCUCUCGGGCAUCAUGGCAAUUACAGCUUGUGCCAUGACCAUGAAUAAAUAUGUGGAGGAAAAUGUUUCCCAAAAAUCCUAUACAACAAUAAAAUAUUUCAUGAAGAUGUUGAGCAGUGUCAGUGAGACCCUGAUCUUCAUUUUCAUGGGAGUGUCUACAGUUGGAAAGAACCAUGAGUGGAACUGGGCCUUUGUUAGCUUCACUCUCCUGUUCUGUUUAAUCUGGAGGGCACUGGGUGUUUUUGUUCUGACUCAGAUCAUUAACGUGUUCCGGACAAUACCUCUCACUUUUAAGGACCAAUUUAUUAUUGCCUAUGGAGGCCUUCGAGGAGCUAUUUGCUUUUCACUUGUAUUUCUGCUUCCUCCUUCUGUGUUCCCCAGGAAGAAAUUGUUCAUCACUGCUGUUAUCGUGGUGAUAUUUUUUACCGUUUUUAUUCAGGGAAUAACAAUUCGUCCGUUGGUGGAGUUUCUUGAUGUCAAAAGGUCAAAUAAAAAGCAGCCUGCUGUCAGCGAAGAAAUUUACAACAGGUUCUUUGAUCACGUGAAGACAGGAAUUGAAGAUGUGUGUGGACAUUGGGGUCACAACUUCUGGAGAGAUAAGUUUAAAAAGUUUGACAAUAAAUACCUGCGAAGACUUCUCAUCCGGGAGAACCAGCCCAAAUCCAGCAUUGUUUCUUUGUACAAGAAGCUGGAAAUAAAGCAUGCCAUCGAGAUGGCAGAGAGUGGCAUGAUAAGCAAGGUGCCUUCAUCAGUGUCUCUCAGUGAAUAUCAUGAAGGGAAAAUAAAGCCACUCUCCCCCACUGAGAUGGAAAACAUGCGGGAAAUACUAACAAAGAAUCUCUACCAAAUACGUCAUCGAACCAUGUCAUAUAACCGACAUAGCCUGGCUGCAGAUGCAAAUGAGAAGCAGGCCAAAGAAAUUCUGAUCCGUCGCCGACACAGCCUUAGGGAGAGCCUGCGGAAAACUAACAGCCUGUCAAGAGAAAGACCGGCUGCUGCAAAUACAAAAAGAUUUCUUUCACUUCCUAAAAACACUAAGCUCCCAGAGAAACUACGUGUGAGAAACAAAACAUCUUCCAGAGUGGGUGACAGCAGUGACUCUGAAAUGGAUGCCACUACUACAGUGCUCAAUUUAAGACCCAGAGCAGGAAAAAUCUUGAGAGAGCAGAGACUGAGACAGCAGCGGCCACCCUCUGAGUUUAGCAUGGAGUGGAAGAAUGAAGUUGAUGGAAGCCAGAAUGGACAAGGAGAGCAGCAGGAGCCAGGCAGCCUGCCUCAGCCAUCCAUUGGGUUCAGGCAGCCGCUGCUGACAAGACCAAGAUUUGGCACUUUGAGCAGGGAAGAUUUGACUGCAGACCAUGGGUUGGCAAGACCUGUGCCACCACCACGAUUAGUUAGGCAGGCAUCACAAGGGGAAAGGCAGAGAAGUAAGCCUGAGAACCAGCCAUACUGAACAUAGCAAAGAUUGAACUGUUGAUAUCAAACCGUGGAUGUACCAAAUUCAGAUUCUAAACUAUCUGAUCAGACGACGGGAUCCAUUAAAGAGAAGACAAACUUCAAUGUGGAUCUAAGCAUUUCCAUUUGGGUAAAGCCAAUGCCAUUAACUAAGUGAAAGGAAUACUGCAGCAAUUGCAAAACUGAAGACAUAAAAAAAAAAAUCUAUUUUAUAGAUAACUUAUGGCAAUGCUUUGAUUACAUUAUUUCCACUAUUAAAUAGGAUGGAAAUGUGCCUUAUCACAUCAUCUCGUGGAACCAAAUCAUGCAGGCUCAAUACCCAACUAUCCAGUGAAAAUCACUGCUGAAAGUCCAGUGAUGAAGGGAUUCUUUGCAGAAAUCUGUGUCAUUUCAGAUUUUAUUUAUGAUCAAAUGAUAUUUGUUUUGACCAGAGCAUUAAUAUGAGUAACACUGAAAAUUGCACAAUGCACCUAUCAUAUAGACUUUGUAAGAAGCAUAAAUAUAUUCCUGAAGCCCAAUUUGUUUGAAGAGCCAUGAUGUGGAAAAGAGGAAGAAGAGAAGGAACAAGCUAUAGGAGGAGAAUUGCAUGUACAGUUCAUAGAAGUUGCAACAAAGACAAGACCUGAAUAGCUUGAACUUUUAGUUUCUGAAUUUUUGCCAAUAUGUAGCUUUUAAAACAGUACUGAAAAUCACCAAGGGAAAUCUAAAUGACUUUGAUUGUCACUAAUGUCAGUAAGAGCUGAGGGUACCUAAAGGUAUACCAGAAGCCCUAAAAUAGGAAACUUCAGGUAGAUGACUAGUUCUCCUGUUCAAGAUUGCUUUUUGCACCUUAGCAUCUUUGCAGUGCAAACAUGGCAGUAGAAUAGUUGUGGAGCUCUGCACAUAGAAAACUGAGUGGUGUCCUGUUUGAGUCAGGGACCACUGAGACUCAAGAAAGCUCCUUCCCUCGUGCUUGUGAUCCUAUUUUCUUUUUAUUUCUUCAUCUAUAAAAGGGGAAGGAUAUCCUUUCUUUCUCUCCCACUGAUUUGUUUGUACAGAAAAGUAGCACUCCAGGGGCUCUGGAAUCAGUUGCAGUCACUGUGCACCUUAAUAGCGCUCAUAAGAAACGCAGACUUUCUUCAUCCCAGCAUAAAUAGCAGUCACUUAAGAACACAUGGGUAGGAAGGAUGCAUUAAAAUAAAUGAUACUUAAUAGGUCUCAGGAAUUUGCACUUUCUGUCCCACUUUAUCCUAAGUUUUGAGCUUGCUUCAGCACAGAUACACAUUUCAGCACAAUGCAAAAAUCAUUUUAAUUCUUCUUGUUACAAGAUUCGUAACUUUCAUUUGAGAAUGUACACUGUGAAAUCAUAAUUUUUCAUUAGCACAUUUCUAAAUCUGUGGGCAAUAAGAUUCACUUUUUUAUUUAAGCUUCUUUUGAGAGGACUAUUAAAAAUCAGAAUUUGCUUUUAAAAUCACAAGGUAGAUUUCUUUGAAAAAAUUUGUGGGCAGGGAUGGUAAAUGAGCUUAAAAAGGGAUGAUGACUUAACAGCUAUUCCAAGAUAUUCGUUUCAUGUACGUAUUUGAAAUGCCAAACUUGCCUAAUGUCUUUUAUUGGCUCAUGUCUUUUAAUUGUUUUACUAUGUUCCAAGUAUGUAAUUUCUGCCAAAUGCAAACUUUAAGCUGUGGAGAGAUGGCUAGGUCAACCCUAGGAAUCUUGGUCAGAUAUUCAUGGCUAUUCUCAAAAAAAAUUUGUGGAAAGCGUUACUUAUCUACCCUUUAAUGGUCACCUCCUGUUUGGGAAUAAAACUGGGCUCAAACAAGCUAAUAAGCUUUAAAAUCAAAUGUGAUUGUCUUUCUACAUGGAAAAUAUGUUUCAGCUGUAAAGUUGUCAGCAAGCACUUUGUCACUAUGUUACUGACAGAAUGAUUGAAUAAGAAAGAGGCCUUGAAUUUGGAUUUCGUUAUUGAAACUUCUUUGCAGAUUGGACUGUUUAGGUUAGGUGUUUUAUAGCAGACCCACCUGAAAUCUGACCAAAUAAAUAUGAAAUGUUGCACAUCAACCUUCAGUUAGUUCCCUGCAGAGCUUCUCCUUCAUGCGCUGUUAAUGAUAAAUUGACUUGUGUCUGGGGAAAGAUGUCUUAUUUUAAGAAUUGAAUUUGUUGGAUUUGUUGGCAUAAUUUUAAGCAGUGAAUGCGGGUUUCAGGAACCUGACAGCUUUGCUUGUCGCCCGUUAAUGCAGCAUGUGCUUGGAUCAUUGCUACUUAAACUAGGUUCUCCAUAGCAAAAGCACAAAGUUGGAGGAUGUUUGAUGUAAUAGGGUCCUAAGCUCUUCAUGCUUCAAAACACACCAAUAUUUUGUUACUUUUUCAAAACACUUUGAAAGCCACAGAAGAUGAGCAGUAAGGCAAAUCUCCAGGAUGGUUACACUGUGAAGCAGAAUCACGGGUCUCCUGAGACUUGCACUCCUCCCAGGUACUCUCUCCCUUCCCCUCUGCUGCUUAUCACACCCUUUUCAGGCUCUUUUCUGCAGCUGCUGGUCCAGAGUUAGUCACCUACAGAAGCUGCUUCCCUGGGCAUUUGAAUUUCAGUAACAAAGAGAACAGCAAGUGAUAUAGGCUAUGUCCCAGGUAGUCCAUCUCAUUCAGCUCUUGCUCUCAUUUAAAUCUCAUGUUUGAAGUUUGUCUCUUCCUUAUUCUUUUACUUCCCUGCAAAAGGAAAACAAAUUCAGUAGCACUUCUGGCUCUUCCUAAAGUGUCCAUCAAGCUUCAGCUUGUGGAGGAGAUUUUUCCUUAAGGUUGUAGCAAAGAAAAGUUUUCCUGCUAGAGAACGAGAUGCCCAAUAAAUCUGUCCUUGAGCACCAUCUGAUGGGGAAAAUCAUGUAUUGACUGGGAACGUUUUUUGCUUUGGAAAAACACAUCUUCAGCAGUGACUGGGACAUUUGCCAAAUCCACAGGGGUUGUUUUUUUUUGUUGUUUCCAGAUGGACUCCUCAGUGAAAUCUGUAUUAUCAAUAUUUUACUGCCUUUUAAAUGCCCAGCUGUCCAGUUUUAGGGAUGAGAAUGUAGAGAAUACAUUGUGUAAGCCCUUUCUGAGAUUCUGAAAUUCAGCUGCUGAAUUUGAAAUUGGAAGUAAUUAGGAUAAGAAAAGUGGCAAAGCAAAGGCUAGAGUGUAGACAGACACCAGCUACCUAUUAUAACCAGAUAUCUGACAAUGAAAGCAACAAUAAUUUGCUGUAAGAGACCAGAUUUUAAGGGCUUUGCUACCUGGUACUAAAGUGUAAUGCAAGGGCCACUGAAAGCACAGGUAUUUUGUUAAAUAAGACCAUGCUGCCUAACAAUCUAGCAACUUGAGAACAUCCUCUGUUGAAGCUGCAUAUAAAUAACAUAGGGGAACAAACUAGGUUGAAAAUUUGGCCAAAAUAACAUGCUAUUCUGCAUGCUAUUCUGAAUAGUGCCUUAAGAUCUCUGGAAGUAAACACAGUGCAUCAGCUUUUUCAAGAGAUGCCAAGUUCAUCAGAUCCAAACACCAGCAACAUUUUAAGGCUGACACUGCAAGUAGUUUUUCAGCUGGUCACCAUUCUCAGAAUUGUUCUGCCAACUUCUCUCGGCUUCUGAAGAGAAGAUGAAAGAUCUUGAAAUCAGCUAGAGGAAUGCAUUUUGUACUUCAAGAGCUCUGAUUCUAUAAAACUGUGCUUUUGAACAUGCUUACAGCACAGCUAUGCUGGCUGUGUUUUAAUACUAUAUACAAUGUAUAGUAACACUACUAUACACCGUGCCAGCCAGGCCAACAAUAGACUGGAGGAGUAGCCUGGCAAAUAAAAUGCAGGAGGUAUCAAGUCCAGGCAGUAGAAAGAGGAUCUGCUAUAGGACACAAUAGAGAGGUAAGUCAUAGGCUACCUAACUCACCUUAUUCAGGUGCUAUUUAAAUUCUGGAGAGAAAGGACUAACAGUCCUAAAGUGAUUUAGCAUACUAUGAUGUAAUUUGUACUUUCUAGAUAAAGCUGUAGCUGUGCUUGACACUGUCAAUUGUGUGAACCACCAUGAGGAAGCUGUCUUAGGACACUCAAAAGGUUUAAUAUCCCUCUUGGCUUGUUAGAUGGCCAGUUAAACAGGAAGCUACUUGAAAAAAAACACCAAAAUUGUUAAUAAAAAUAUAUGGCAGCUUCAGCUUGAUUCUCCUGCAAACAUUUACAAAUACCUCAGCAUUUGGAAGCUGAUCAGAUUUGGGUUUGUUAAGUCUCUCUUGGAUACUGUGCUGCACUGCUUGAAAGUUAACUUCAUCAGAAUUCCUCCUGCAGGUGCUAGGCAGUUUUCUAAUAGGACAACACAAUGGGACAUUGGGUUAGCAUCAUUUCUAAGGCAAGUACUGAUGCAUUUCCUGUACAGGCGCACAGGAGAGAUUGUGGAAGCUCUGGAAGCCUCUGUGUCCUGUAACAUUCAACAGGAUAUCAGUGAGUAAACACAGGAGGGAAUACAACAGUUAUGGGGAUUACUCCAUUUCUUUAUCUGAAAUGUGCUGGGCUUUACAUUUGUGUGUUGUGAAUUGAACCCACAUUCUCAUUGCAAAAGGUUUUGUUUCAAGAAGUAAAUUUUGGAAGCAAGAAGGUAAAUUCAUUUUAAAUACUGCAAGUUAUUUCGUUAUUAUUUUACAUCAUUUCCAAAAUCUUCUGUUUACUACAUUUGAGAGAACAGUCCCUGUUCCAAAGCUUUUGUCAGAAAUAACUCCUAGAUGCUAAUAUUGAGUUAAAAAUAACUGAAAAUGUAUCUUAAUUCCUCCUUGUAGGUUGAACUAUGAGGUUUUCAAGGCUUACCUUUUAAAAAAAAAGCUCCCUUAGCUAUUUUAUUUCGCAUAGGGAAGAGAUCUGAGCUCCACUCAAAAUAGGUUGAUUCUCAAAAUUCAGGCCACAAAUAACUGCCUUGCAAGAUUCCUGCACAGCUAUUUGUAAGUGUUCAAAAAGUAUCUGUUGGAGUGUAUGAAACAGUAACCAAAAUGCAAAAUAUAUUUAUUUAUAUAGAAAAUAACAAAUUGAGUAUCUCUCAUAACCCAUCAGUUAUUUUACAGAAAAAUUAUUGCACUGUAUAUGCAGCUCCUUCAGCGUCAGCUGAUCAUGAAGAUAAGUGCUAAAAAAGUGAAAAUUUCAAAUGACAAACAAAACUACAACCAACACAUCUGAGAAAACUAACUCAAAGAGUGAGCAAGGGAAAAAUCUCAUUUUGCAGUUAUUUCAAGGUUGAACUUUCCACCUAAAGACACACACCUUUAGUCCUGGAUCUUUCGUCCUUUGGAAUCUUGAGAUCCCAGAACUGGAUUCAAGAAACUGCUGAGGAAUUCAGUGUAGCCCCAAACAGCUGCAGCUUCUCCUCCCUCAGCUUCAAGGGAGGAGUCACACCUUCUCCUCCAGGGAUGUCACUUACUCAUCUUGCUGAAUUUUAUCAUGGCAACCAAGAGACAACACAAGGGAUUUAAAUGAGGUCUCCACACACUAGGAAUGCUAGCUUUCAGCAUCCCGUCUCAAAACUGGUGAGUUCAUUCUUUGCCUUUCUUUCUUCUUUUCCAUUCACUGUCAGGUGACUUCUUGGUUGAAUCCUAGGGCUCCUUCACCUUUUAUGUGAAAAGUUUAUUAUUG
Messenger RNA from Lagopus muta (rock ptarmigan), 8529 nucleotides. RefSeq names its product sodium/hydrogen exchanger 2-like. Bases 1 to 2925 code for a protein of 974 amino acids. The transcript has 13 exons. NCBI's taxonomy places the organism in Eukaryota, Metazoa, Chordata, Aves, Galliformes, Phasianidae. Gene Ontology annotation, molecular function: sodium:proton antiporter activity. Gene Ontology annotation, biological process: proton transmembrane transport; sodium ion transport; regulation of pH. Gene Ontology annotation, cellular component: membrane. The record is from RefSeq and is a predicted model, not a curated record.